ACACGGCGCGAGGCACGGGUCGCCAGUGACGGGUCGCUCGCAGUUUCAACUUCGAUUAGUGGCCAACAGGCCUGUUUAUUGUGAAACGAACAUAUUCGCAACUAUUGCAACAGAUCACAAGAACCGUUAGCUUGAACACGCUUGGUUGGUGCACAGUGUCAGACGGGUUGCCAACUUCUCGUCCCCAGCACGCCUUCGGAGCUUACCAUUUCAAGAUAAAGGCGUAAGCGAGUUUCAUUAUGAUAGUUGAAUUCGUCCAUAGGUGGGGGCCCCAUGUGUGAAGAGAGCGGACAAUGUGCACGGGCCGCCUUUUGGACUGCUGCCUUUAGCCCCGUUCAUGACGCUGUUGAUUACAUCGCCCGCAUUUGAAGGCACCGCGGUAUAUUGAACGUCCUUGUGCCCCCGCCGUUUCUGGCCCCAUCACAGGAUGGCGCGGUUCCUCCCUGCCACGGCGCUGGGGCUCCUGCUUCUGGCAUCAAUAGCUAGCGCACGUGUGAUGCGAGGUGACGCCAUGGCCGCCGAGGGCAUCCGGGCGAGCAAGCGUGCCCAGCUGCGCAACGUGCUGCGCGGCCUCCAGCAGGCGGCUCCAGACACGGCUCCAGACCCGCAGCUGCUUCCUGACAAUGAGCCGGCCCCCGCACCGCCCAGCUUGCCGGAGGAUAAUGGCGCCACUCCCGGCCCCUCGGACAACAGCGGAAUGACAACGGGUGCGCAGGGCGGCGGCCCCAGGUACCCGCCGUGGGCCCCGUUACCUCCCAACUCGCCCGGCGACAUCCGCCGUGACCCCGACUCAUCUGGCAGCAACGGCGCGCCUCCCUACCCGCCGUGGUACUGGCCAGGCAGCAGCUGGACGUCGCCGCCCCAGGAGCCCUCCCUGCUGGAGCGUGUCGCCGGGGGCCUGAGCGGCCUGGCCCGCGACCUGGGCCUGAUGGACAUCAUCGACUUCGUGCAGGAGGUGGCGCCGCUGCUGCCCGAGAUCGCCUCCGACAUCGGCACCGUGGCCGGAUACGUGGAUAAGCUGAUCCAGAACCCCGAUGCCGCUUCCCUGCUGGACGCCAACGGCGCCUCUGGCGAGGCCCUCUUUGAGACGCUGCGGGACACGCUGCUGGUCAUGCUGAGCACCGAUACCGGCAGCACCUUCGCCGACGACCUGCUGGACUCGCAGGAUGUGGAUCUUGCUGCCGCCGCCACUGCGGAGGACCUGCCGUCCAUGCUGCGCGAGCUGGGCAAUGGCGUGAUUGUGAGCGACCUGUCCAAGGGCGGUGACGACUACCAGAUCGCGGACUUUGCGCUGGGCUUCGUGGAGGUGGCCGCUGGCAUCGUCGAGGAGGCCGUCCGGCCCGACGGCCGCCUCUCCAUACUCACCGUGGUCACGGACUUCCUGUCCGUCGCAGCCCAGGCUGCCGACACCUUCUCCAUCCACUUUGCCGACGCGGCGGUGCAGGCCGACCAGGUGCAGUACCAGGACGGGCCGCAAUGGCUCGCCCUGCGCCGCCUGACCACCAACCUGCGGAGCGUGAGCGACUCCCUGUCGCGCCUGGAGGACAAGCUGAAGUAAAAGGAGGAAGAACGUGGCGUUUGCUUUGUAGCUAGUUGGAGGGAUGGGUAUGUGUUGGUAGCACGGUCUGUGUGGUGGCCGGUAUGCGCUGGAUACCAGCCAGGCACGCACCCGCAGGCAGGAGCUGUCCCAGACCCCUGCUGUCGGUAGUGGGCAAGGCGCUAACAUGCUAUGCGCUUCACUAAGACACGUUGAGACUUGAGAACGCAAUGGGCGGGCGGAGCGGUGCAGCACAGUGUUGCAAGGGUACGGCCCAUCAAAAAGGUAUCAUGUUAGGUGCGAUGGGACAGGGCGGAUAAGGUGUCCCCAACGUGCGCAGAUAGUUGAUCACCGUGGGUGACGACACUAGGGUGACUGCAAGGGGUACGUGUCGUGAGGUUAUUUUGAUCUUAAACGUGAUAUGAAUGCAUUCUGUACUUGUUACGCUCCUUCCUGAGGAUUGAGUACUUUCGGCGCACUCAUGUGUAUUGGAAGUUGGCGUGGCCCUGCGCGGCCCCAGGAAUUCAUUAUGGAAUGUGACGCCGCCGUUGGAGACAAGAUGGGGCCUAGUCCUCAGUAAAGAGGCCCAUGGCUCCUUCACCGAGCAAAAAGAGCGCAAGCGCGGUCGGGUUAGUUGGUCAGGUACUUGACGGCAUGACGGUCCCCAGACAGGAUGCAAGUUGCUUCGUGGUAUAUCCAAUCAUGCGCAUGGAUGUAGCUCGGUUGCUAUGGGCCAGUAACUUUACCGGA
Chlamydomonas reinhardtii is the source of this 2287-nucleotide messenger RNA. RefSeq lists its product as uncharacterized. NCBI's taxonomy places the organism in Eukaryota, Viridiplantae, Chlorophyta, Chlorophyceae, Chlamydomonadales, Chlamydomonadaceae. The transcript has 7 exons. The record is from RefSeq and is a predicted model, not a curated record. The coding region runs from base 428 to 1558 and encodes 376 amino acids.